Molecule: messenger RNA, 1437 nt
Organism: Fusarium odoratissimum NRRL 54006
Lineage: Eukaryota; Fungi; Ascomycota; Sordariomycetes; Hypocreales; Nectriaceae
Exons: 4
Coding region: 322-1437 (371 amino acids)
Source: RefSeq, a predicted model, not a curated record
UAGGACUUAGCUCGCCAGCCAUCAAUAAAACAUCUUUACAUUGAUCAAGCCUAACACGCAUUGAAUCUACUAUUAAGAAACGUGACGCUUCGACACCGCUCAGUAUCACGCCCUACGCAACCUGCCAACAAUAAACCUUGCACGGCUUAGUUUAUCCACAGUUGGAAACCCAACCAUCACAUCACAUCACAUCACAGGACUCAUCCUGACACCACUCGCAUCGCGCUUCACAAGCGAUACACAAAGCUGCAUCGUGCGACCGGACAACACCCGACAGUCCGCGCAGGGUCACAACUCCUUCGGCAAGGGCCCAGCAUCACCAUGGCUUCCAACAACAGGGAUCCCUUUCUUGGGUCUGCCGGAGUCGGUGACUCUCCCUUCGAGCGGCAUGCCAGGCGUAUCGGCAAUAUGGUCGUAGAUUUGAUGGACUAUAGCGGCCGAAUCGGAGAAGACAGAGCCCAUGCGCGUUCCGGUCCCAUCAUCGCUGAACUCGAAGCCCGUCUCAAUGCCUCAGAGGCUGGUGCUGCUUGGGCUAGGGCUGACGUUUCUCAGGCCAAGACCGAUGCUGAUGUUCGUAUCGCUCAAUACACCUCUGACCUUGAAACUCGCAAUGCGCAAAUGGUUAAGACGGUUGCAGAGACCGUUGAAAGGCUGAAGAGAGAUGCGGCCGCUCGAGUCGCCGCGGCUGAGACUCAUGCUCAGGAUUGCAUUAAUGAAACCAGGUACGAAACUGAUUCUCAGAUCCGACAGUUGUCUCGGGACCUUGAUCGUCACGUUGACAUGCUUGGCCUUGCCAGAAAGCAUACCGGAUGGGUGGCACACAAACUGCUUCGUCUUCUAAUUGAGUUGAAGGAAAAGAAGCGCUUCCCCAACAAUGAACUUCUAGUGCAUUGUCUGAACGAAAUGUUUGAGGAGCUCGCUGAGUUCAGAAACGAUUGCGAUGUCUUUCUCGUCAACGGCCUCGUAGACGAUGGUGGCGCUCUACCCAACAGAACCUAUCACAACUCCUCUGGGGUUACCUCACCUGGCAACACUGGAGAGCAAGCCACCCAAACCCAGACCUCAUCCUCUCCCUAUGUCGCAAACGCUACCAAUAAGCAUGCCAAUCGUGAGGAAAGCUCUCUUUUCAUGGAUGAGCAACGAAGUGAUCGGAGCGAUCGGAGCUACUCCAUCAAAUCUGAGGACGGUGACAUGAACCAGCAACUCGGAGCGUCUACCAGCGGACUUGGACAGCUCGAGCAGGGUCACACCGAUGUGUCUCCACCUACCAAGCGAGCCAGCGACUGUGAAGGCCAGGCUGGACACGGCGGCAAGGUCAGCGAACAGAGUAGCGGCGGCGACGGCCGGGCAGAACACACCCUAUAUAAUCCUCGCACUGUUGAUGGGGUACUGAUUUGGGAGAUCGGGUCACUGGACUCAAAAUCGGAGAAGCGGUAG